Messenger RNA from Penicillium maclennaniae, 2703 nucleotides. RefSeq names its product DNA topoisomerase 1. The transcript has 7 exons. Gene Ontology annotation, biological process: chromosome segregation; DNA topological change; DNA replication. Gene Ontology annotation, molecular function: DNA topoisomerase type I (single strand cut, ATP-independent) activity; DNA binding. NCBI's taxonomy places the organism in Eukaryota, Fungi, Ascomycota, Eurotiomycetes, Eurotiales, Aspergillaceae. The record is from RefSeq and is a predicted model, not a curated record. Bases 1 to 2703 code for a protein of 900 amino acids. Gene Ontology annotation, cellular component: nucleolus; chromosome.
AUGAGUUCUUCUGAGGAUGAUGUUCCUCUCGUCCGCGCCAAUGGCCGCGCCAAUCGGCAUCUUUCAUCGAAACCGCCUUCUAUCACUUUCCCUCUCACUUCACAAUGUUUACUCUGCCUUUCUCAUCUCAUUUCCGGACUUGCUAACAUGCGACCAUUUGCGCGUCUAGCUACACCCCCGUCCGCCAAGUCGAACGGCCAAUCAUCAACAACCAGUGAACUUGAUCCUGGUGUAUCUGUGCGAUUUGGUGCUGUGCAGGACGAGGAUGUGAAGAUGGACGACGCCGAUGAGGACGCGCGCGGCGUGAGCAAACGCAAGUCUCGGUCAAGCAUCGACCAGAAGAAGUCGUACGCGGAGUUUGACAGCAGUGACGAGGAUGAUCAACCUCUGAGCAAGCGCCGGCGAACUUCCGUCAAACACGAAGACCCCGAAACUGACGACGACGUUCCAUUGGCACUCAACGGACGAAAGCUCCCUAAAGCCUCUGAGACGGCCAUCGGCGAGUCGUCCGAUUCCGACGUGCCUAUCGAGCGAAAACUCUCUGCGCAAAAGAAGAAGAUCGAGGCCAAGGCUAAGGCGGAGGCUCCCUCUGCGCGCAAAGCAGCAGCCGCAAAGAAAGACAUCAAGCCGGCCGCGGCCAAAAACCAAGCCAAUGGUGUCAAAAGGGAACAGACUGGCGAUAAGUCCUCGGUCCAGAAGGUGAAGGCCGAUGUCGGUAGUGCGAAGAAAGGCAGAGGCAAGGUCAAGGCCGAGAGUGCAGAAGCGGAGGACGAGGAGGACGAAUACCGCUGGUGGGAUGACCCCGCCAAGGGUGACGGAACCAAAAAGUGGACGACCUUGGAGCACAACGGUGUGCCUCUUCCCGAGAACGUCAAGAUGAAGUAUGACGGCGUUCCGAUUACACUUCACCCAGAUGCUGAAGAGGUUGCUGGGUUCUUCGGUAGUAUGCUUAACUCGACUCACAACGUUGAGAACCCUGUCUUCCAGAAGAACUUCUUUGGAGACUUCAGGGAUAUCAUCAAGAAGACUGGCGGUGCCAAGGACCCUCAAGGUAACAAAGUCGAUAUCAAAGAGUUUGCCAAAUGCGACUUCAAGCCUAUAUUUGAAUACUACGAUGCGCAGCGUGAGGAGAAGCGGAAUCUGCCUGCUGCUGAAAAAAAGGCCCUCAAGGCCAAGAAAGACGCGGAUGAAGCGAUGUACCAAUACUGCAUAUGGGACGGUCGCAAGCAGAAGGUGGGCAAUUUCCGCGUUGAACCUCCUUCCCUCUUCCGAGGCCGUGGUGAGCACCCCAAGACUGGUCAUGUCAAGACUCGCGUGCAGCCUGAGCAAAUUACUAUCAACAUUGGCAAAGAAGCCACCGUGCCACCCCCGCCCCCAGGUCACAGAUGGAAGGAGGUCAAACAUGACCAGGAGGGCACUUGGCUCGCCAUGUGGCAGGAGAACAUCAACGGCAAUUACAAAUACGUCAUGCUGGCCGCGAACUCCGAUGUCAAGGGUCAAAGCGACUUCAAAAAGUUUGAGAAAGCCCGAGAACUGAAGAAGUACAUCGACAAGAUUCGGAAAGAUUACCAGAAGAAUCUUAAGAAUGACCUCAUGGUCGAGCGUCAGAAGGCGACAGCUGUGUAUCUCAUUGAUCAGUUCGCUCUGCGUGCUGGUAAUGAGAAGGGCGAGGACGAGGCCGAGACUGUCGGCUGCUGCUCGUUGAAGUACGAGAACAUCUCUCUCAAGCCACCCUGCACGGUUGUCUUCGAUUUCUUAGGUAAAGAUUCCAUCCGCUUCUACGAUGAAGUCCAAGUCGAUCCUCAGGUCUUCAAGAAUUUGAAGAUCUUCAAGAAGGCUCCCAAGAAGAACGGUGAUGAGAUCUUUGAUCGUUUGACGACAUCCGCUCUCAACAAGCACCUGCAAAAUUACAUGCCUGGUCUGACUGCUAAGGUCUUCCGUACUUACAAUGCUUCUUACACUAUGAGCACUCUGCUGCAGGAACUGAAGGCGACGGGCACCGUUAUCGAAAAGGUCAAGGCCUAUAACGAUGCGAAUCGCAGGGUUGCCAUUCUGUGUAACCACAAGCGCACAGUUACAGCAGGGCAUGCCAAUGCCAUGGAGAAGAUGAGUGAGCGGAUCAAAGGUCUCCGUUACCAAAAGUGGCGUCUGAAGAUGCAAAUGCUUGAUCUUGAACCCAACCUCAAGAAAAAGAAGGGUGCUGCGUUCUUUGAACGGGACGAGGACCUUGACAUGGAAUGGAUUAAGGAACAUCAGGCCUUCUUGAUAGAGGAGCAAACCCAGAAGAUCAAGAAGAAGUUUGAGAAAGACAACGAAAAGCGAGUUGCCGAUGGCGAGAAGGAGAUGAAGGUCUCCGAGCUCAACGAGCGCCUGGAAGUUGUCGGGGAGAUGAAGAAGAAGUUCGACAAGGAGAACAAAAUCGGCAAGGUUGAGGCCGAAGGCCGAGGUCCUACUGUUGAGAAACUUGAAGCUCAGAUCACGAAGCUGGACCAGCGUGUGGCCACAAUGUCUGUUCAGGCCCAAGAUAAGGAGGACAACAAGGAGGUUGCCCUGGGCACAUCGAAAAUCAACUACAUUGAUCCUCGCCUCACGGUCGUCUUCAGCAAGAAGUUCAAUGUGCCCAUUGAGAAGUUCUUCUCUAAGGCUUUGCGCGAGAAGUUUGAGUGGGCUAUCAAGUCUGUGGAUGAGGACUGGGAGUUCUAG